CCGGAAGUGUUGCUAUGUAGGCAAUUUUGCCUAUCUUUAGCAUUAUUCCGGAAACGGAGGAAAAUAAUAGCUACUGUGGCUAGCCAGCUAAUCGCAGUUUCCCCACAAAAAUAUCCAGGGUUCGAGGAGACAUGGGGGGAGCACAGAGCAUCGAAAUACCUGGAGGAGGAUCCGAAGGUUAUCACGUCCUCAGAGUAUGGAUCUUUGUUAGCACAUGGGGUCAUGCUAAACCACGAGCUGUAACUGGGAUAUCUGAUAAUGUGAACAACAGAGAAAUGCUUGUCAACAGACUGAAUGAUGUUGCGGCCUUCAGGUUGCUGUAGCCUGUCAGUGUGUAGUUUAGGGGCUUCCUAUGAGUAAUUCACCACAUGUUUGCCGUUCAGAAAACAAACAGUGUGUAGUGUAACCAAUUAAACAGAGCAAUGUCUGACAACGAGUGACAACCUGCUAGCUGAUUUGGCUAGCUAGCUUGCCAGCCAGCCAUGAAGCUAGGCCAUCACUUGACUUGAGGAACCGGUCUGUCAAUGUGCAGUGACGGGGUGUGAUGUCCUUUCAAUCCAGAACACAUUUGCAAAGGGCGCUCUAAAAGUGUAAUAUAAUAUGAAUAUGCCAUGUGCAAACCUCCUGUCUCAAUUUGCAGGUGCAAGAGAAUUCCCCUGGUCAUCGUGCAGGAUUGGAACCAUUCUUUGACUUUAUUAUUUCCAUCAGUGACACAAGAUUGGUAAGCUGUCAUUUCUCGAAUUAUCUACCUCCUGUAUCUGUCAGAUCCCUUGCAGCUCAAAUAUUUUCAAAGCCAGGGAUACAAGACAACCAAUAGGUGGACUAACUUUGUUUACAGGUGAUGCACUUUAACAUGGUUGUGACUAGGUAGUUACAACCAGAAGUUACUUUUUGUAGCAGGUUAGGAGAGCAUUUUACCUAACCCUAGCCCUUUUCCUAACCCUAACCUAAUUAUCCUGAUCCUGCUACAUUCAUUCUCUAAACCUGCUGUAUAAGUUAUCCUAACCUGCUGUGUAAGUUCUCCUAACCUGCUGUGUAAGUUCUCCUAACCUGCUACGAAAAAGUCACAUCGUAGCUGUAUACCACCUAGUCAAAACCCUUUAACAUCUGCUAACGUCUUCAUUUUUGUCAGAACAAAGAUAAUGACACGUUAAAAGACAUGCUGAAGGUGAAUGUGGAGAAACCCAUCAAGAUGCUGGUAUACAGCAGCAAGACACUUGAGCUGAGGGAGACAACAGUCACACCCAGCAACAUGUGGGGAGGCCAGGGGCUGCUGGGUGUCAGCAUCCGAUUCUGCAGCUUCGAAGGAGCCAAUGAGAAUGUCUGGCAUGUUUUGGUGAGUGAAUCGCCUUGAAGUUUAGAGCUGUGGACAUUAAUGAAUGUAAAACUGGAAAUGCCAUGAUGUGUAGCCUAAUCAUGAUGUGAAGACUUUCAGUAACCAGAGUGCAUUUAUUUACAAUAUCGGUCUGUAUUCUAUUUCUUGUCCUCAGGAAGUGGAGCCAAAUUCUCCUGCAGCCCUGGCUGGUUUGAGACCACACACUGACUACAUCAUAGGUGCAGACACUGUCAUGAACGAGGUAUGUGGAAUGCCUUUCUUUAGUGACAAUUCAAUUAUGUUCUCCCUACACUAAGCUGUUGAUGAUGAUGAUUGUUAUAGUGUUUGACUUUGGUUUCCCCGCAGUCUGAAGAUCUCUUCUCCCUCAUUGAAACGCAUGAAGGGAAAGGGCUUAAGUUGUAUGUGUAUAACACUGACACGGACAACUGUCGGGAGGUGGUCAUCACUCCAAACUCUGAGUGGGGGGGAGAGGGCAGGUAUGGCAUUGACAUUUGUUGUUAAUUCAUUUAGCUGACAUGCCGAUAGGCUGCCUCGUAGCACACUAACUCUCUGCCCUUAUUCAGCCUAGGCUGUGGGAUUGGCUAUGGCUACCUACACAGGAUACCCACACAGCCAUUUGAAGAGGGUAAGAAGAUCAGUUUCCCUGGACAGAUUCCAAGUGAACCGGUUUCCUCACUCAAAGAUGGCUUCACAGAGGUAAAACAUUUUUGUAAAUUACCGACUUCUUUUCACUCCCAAUACCUGCCAGUCACAUGAGGGAAUUUGUAUACAAUGAGAAUAUUCUACAGCUCCAGGUGUUGAUCCCAGUUUUAAUUUGUCCCUCAGGUUCAGCUCUCUGCUGUCAGUCCUCAACCUGCAGUGCCUUCUGCUCCUACUGGGUUGGAACAACAUCUCUCUGACCUGUCAAUCAGCUCAGCUCCUCCCACUGUCCCAAACGCUCUACAAACAGGUGUGCUAGGUAUCACUACUCUUCAUUUAGAUGCAUAUUGCUUACUGACUUGAUAUCACCACGUAAAAGAUUAGUAUACUAGGUGAUGACAGAGGAAGGCCCAAAAAAUUGUCAAAGACUCCAGUCACCCAAGUCGUAGACUGUUCUCUCUGCUACCGCACGGCAAGCGGUACCGGAGUGCCAAGUCUAGGUCCAAAAGGCUCCUUAACAGCUUCUACCCCCAAUCCAUAAGACUGCUAAACAAUUAAUCAAAAGGCCACCCAGACUAUUUACAUUGACACCCCCCUCCUUUGUUUUUACACUGCUGCUACUUGCUGUUUAUUAUCUAUGCAUAGUCACUUUACCCCUACCUACAUAUACAAAUUACCUUGACUCGGUACUGGUACCCCCUGUAUAUAGCCUCGUUAUUUUAUUGUGUUACUUUUUAUUUUAUUUUUUACUUUAGUUUAUUUAGUAAAUAUUUUCUUAACUAUUUCUUGAACUGCAUUGUUGGUUAAGGGCUUGUAAGUAAGCAUUUCACGGUAAGGUCUACACCUGUUGUAUUCGGCGCAUGUGACAAAUAAAAAUGGAUUUGAUUUGAUUACGAUGGUUUGUGUUUGUCCAAGGAGUACCUACUGUACCACUGUUGCCUAGCCAAGUCGGCCCCCUGCUAAGCACUGUACCUCCAAUCCUCCCUGCUACCACGUUACCAGGUAUGUGUUAGACACGGUUCUAGUUUGGUAACAAUAUUAUCCUGCAUGUAUAAUUUGCAUGUGGCUUUGUGUAUUUAAUUAUAUUCAUAUUUCCUGUACAGGUCUAAUGUCGUUACCCGGAGGCCUACCUCCCCUUCCCAACCUGCCCAAUUUGAAUUUCACUUUGCCAGACUUCGGCACUGUAUCGUUACCAGGUAUUGGAGGGAUGCCACCAGCAGGUACUGUCAAUGUUUUCAAGAUUCUUUGAUGGUUUUUAAGAUGUACAGUACCAGUCAAAAGUUUGGACACACCCACUCAUUCAAGAUUUUUUUUCUUCUACAUUGUAGAAUAAUAAUAGUGAAGACAUCAAAACUAUGAAAUAACACAUAUGGAAUCAUGUAGUAACCAAAAAAGUGUUAAACAAUUCAAAAUAUAUUUUCUAUUUUAGAUUCUUCAAAGUAGCCACCCUUUGCCUUGAUGACAGCUUUGCACACUCUUGGCAUUCUCUCAACCAGCUUCAUGCGGAAUGCUUUUCCAACAGUCUUGAAGGAGUUCCCACAUGUGCUGAGCACUUGUUGGCUGCUUUUCCUUCACUCUGCGGUCCAACUCAUCCCAAGCCAUCUCAAUUUGGUUGAGGUCGGGGGAUUGUGGAGGCCAGGUCAUCUGAUGCAGCACUCCAUCACUCUCCUUGGUCAAAUAGCCCUUACACAGCCUGGAGGUGUGUUUUGGGUCAUUGUCCUGUUGAAAAACAAAUGAUAGUCCCACUGAGCACAAACCAGAUGGGAUGGCGUAUCGCUGCAGAAUGCUGUGUUAGCCAUGCUGGUUAAGUGUGCCUUGAAUUCUAAAUAAAUCACAGACCGUGUCACCAGCAAAGCCCCCCCACACCACCUCCUCCAUGCUUCACAGUGGGAACCACACAUGCGGAGAUAAUCCGUUCACCUACUCUGCGUCUCACAAAGACACAGCGGUUGGAACUAAAAAUCUCAAAUUUAGACUCAUCAGACCAAAGGACAGAUUUCCACCGGUCUAAUGUCCAUUGCUCGUGUUUCUUGGCCCAAGCAAGUAUUUUCUUCUUAUUGGUGUCCUUUAGUAGUGGUUUCUUUGCAGCAAUUCGACCAUGAAGGCCUGAUUCACACAGUCCCCUCUGAACAGUUGAUGUUGAUGUGUCUGUUACUUGAACUCUGAAGCAUUUAUUUGGGCUGCAAUUUCUGAGGCUGGUAACUCUAAUGAACUUAUCCUCUGUAGCAGAGGUAACUCUGGGUCUUCCUUUCCUGUGGCAGUCCUCAUGAGAGCCAGUUUCAUCAUAGCGCUUGAUGGUUUUUGCGACUGCACUUGAAGAAACGUUCAAAGUUCUUGACAUGUUCUGCAUUGACUGACCUUCAUGUCUUAAAGUAAUGAUGUACUGUCGUUUCUCUUUGCUUAUUUGCCACUGCUAAAUGACUAAAAUGUAAAUUUGAGCUGUUCUUGCCAUAAUAUGAACUUGGUCUUUUACCAAAUAGGGCUAUCUUCUGUAUACCACCGCUACCUUGUCACAACACAGCUGGUUGGCUCAAAUGCAUUAAGAAGGAAAUAAAUUCCACAAAUUAACUUUUAACAAGGCACACCUGUUAAUUGAAAUGCAUUCCAGGUGACUACCUCAUGAAGCUGGUUGAGAGAAUGCCAAGAGUGUGCAAAGCUGUCAUCAAGGCAAAGGGUGGCUACUUUGAAGAAUAUAAAAUAUAUUUUGAUUUAACACUUUUUUUGGUUACUACAUGAUUCCAUAUGUGUUAUUUCAUAGUUUUGAUGUCUUCACUAUUAUUCUACAAUGUAGAAAGUAGUACAAAUAAAGAAAAACCCUUGAAUGAGUAGGUGUGUCCAAACUUUUGACUGGUACUGUAUGUUUAUUUGAAUACUACUUUCAGUAAUAUUGCUAAAAUGUUCCACCUAUGUUCCUCAGGUUUCCCUCCAUUGGCCCCUCUUCCUCCCCUAAAUCUAUCCAUGCUCAACUCCCAGCUGCCCCUGGUCCCAGGGGUAACUCUGCCUCCAUCUGAGUUCACUCUUCCACCUGUCUCCGCAAGCAUCAAAGUCUCCUAUGAGCAGAGACCUGCCCUCAUGCUGAAUGCAAAAUCCUCCAGUGCCCCAGUGGUCAUUGACACAUUGACAGAAACACUCCUCCCUACACCAGUGGCCUCCUUUGAACCAACAGAAGCAGCAGUGACCUCUGAGUCCUCCUAACAGAGAACCAUCUACCAACAAGCUCUAUUGUAUUUAAAACUCAACAAUAAAUAAUCUGGAAACACUUCUAGUUGUACUACUGAAACUAUGGUUGCACCCCUAAUUCUCCACUAUUUUCUAAAAGUGUGUAUACUUGCACACUUCCUGUCAUGGAUUUACAUGCUCUGGAUUGGUGUAAUCAUUGGCGAGUGUGUUUUUUCCCCCCACUGUUAAAUUCAUGAUGGGAAGUGUGCAGCCAAGUGCACACUGGAAAAAGGGUGUAGAAUCAUGAUGUAGCCAUGGUUGUUGAAACAACAGCAAGAGUCCUCAGAAGGAUGGGAGAAUUGUGUGAGAGACCCACUUUAGUAAAUUGAUACUGCAUUACAACAAGCUACGGUCUCUAUUCAAUCUGUGUU
Molecule: messenger RNA, 5565 nt
Organism: Coregonus sp. 'balchen'
Lineage: Eukaryota; Metazoa; Chordata; Actinopteri; Salmoniformes; Salmonidae
Source: the annotation of a GenBank genome assembly